Molecule: messenger RNA, 806 nt
Organism: Daucus carota subsp. sativus
Lineage: Eukaryota; Viridiplantae; Streptophyta; Magnoliopsida; Apiales; Apiaceae
Product: zinc finger protein ZAT11
Exons: 1
Coding region: 88-633 (181 amino acids)
Biological process (GO): response to chitin
Source: RefSeq, a predicted model, not a curated record
UAGACCUAGCCUGGCUCUUUCCAAAAAAACACUUUCUCAUCUAUUCAUAUUCACAUUUUAUAUUCAAACAUUUGAAAAACCCUAAACAUGGUUUAUUUCUCAUUGAAGAGAGACAGGGAAGCUGAGCAUUUCGAUGAAAGUAUCACAAACAUGGCCAACUACUUCAUUCUACUCUCUCGCGGCAACAUAGUGAUCGAUAAUUCUCCGACGGCGGCGCGUGUCUUCGAAUGCAAGACAUGCAACCGCCAAUUCCCCUCAUUUCAAGCCCUAGGUGGCCACCGAGCAAGCCACAAAAAGCCUAGACUCAUGGGACUUGAUCCCUUGGAAGAUCAUGAACAAGAGGAGUUGUCACCGGCUAAACCUAAAGUUCAUGAGUGCUCGAUUUGCGGACUAGAGUUCGCUAUAGGACAAGCCUUGGGAGGUCACAUGAGGCGGCAUAGAGGUGGAGGUAGCGGCAGCCCUACCGUGAAUGAGAAAAUUAAUCAUCUUAUUCCGGUUGUGAAGAAGUCAAAUAGUAGAAGAAUUAUGAGUUUGGAUCUUAAUUUGACACCUUUAGAAAAUGAUAUUGAGUUUCGACUUGGAAUCGAGGAGAGGAGAACUGAUAGCUUAACAAUAACUUCCGGUAAAGAAUAAUUUCUUAUAAUAUAUUGAGACAGGUUUAUGUAUAUCGCCUCUGAUCAUUCAUAUAUGGGUGUAGGGUUUAGAUUGCUUCAAUUUUUGUAUGAUGAAAUGCUACUGUACAUACAACAGAUUUUGAUCAAGAUCAUUUGUUUAUAGAAAUAAGAAUUAUUAAGUCAAGCAAUGUA